CGGCUGCCUCCCCCAGGGCCUGGGCUUCAGCAUCGUCGGGGGCAAAGACAGCAUCUACGGCCCCAUCGGCAUCUACGUCAAAACCAUCUUCGAGGGCGGGGCCGCCGCGGCCGACGGCCGGCUGCAGGAAGGCGACGAGAUCCUGGAGCUGAACGGGGAGCCCAUGGCCGGGCUGACGCACCAGGACGCCCUGCAGAGGUUCAGGGGGGCCAGGAAGGGGCUGCUGAGCCUGACGGUGCGCACCCGCCUGCCGGCGCCGAGCUCGGGCCCCUGCGCCCUGGGGCACGGCGGCCCCCCGGAGGCUCCCGCGGGCAGCGCCGGGCCCAGCUGCCGGGUGCUGGUGGCCGUGUCCCUGCACAAAGAGGCGGGCGUGGGCCUGGGCGUCGGGCUGUGCAGCGUGCCCGGCCUGCAGCGCCUGUCCGGCGUCUUCGUGCACACGCUGUCCCCCGGCUCCGUGGCGCACCUGGACGGCCGCCUGCGGUGCGGUGACGAGAUUGUGGAGAUCAACGCCGCCCCCGUGGCCUGCAUGACGCUGGGCGCCGCGCACGCCGCCCUGAGCCGCUGCGAGCCGGGGCCCGUGCCCAUCCUGGUCAGCCGGCACCCGGACCCGCAGGUCUCGGAGCAGCAGCUCAAGGCGGCCGUGGCCCAGGCCACCGACGGCCUCUGGGCCGGGCGGGAGCGGCCCCCCUGGAGCCCGGAAGGCGCCGUGCGGCCGGAGGGCAGCUGGCACGGGCGGCCGGCCGAGCGGGCCGGGCGGGGCUCGGCGCCCCCGCAGCGCCGCCCGCAGGCCAUGGUGCGCUCCAGCAGCGACGGCGGCUGCGCGUGCGGGUCCCCGGGGGAGAGCCCGCCGGCCCGGACGGUGCUGGUGAGGAGGCCCGCGGCCGCCAGGCCCCCGCCCCCGCCCCGGAGGAGCUGCAGGGCCGACCCCGCGGCCCCCGCCCCGGAAGCAAGCCGGCUGCUGCCACCGCUGCUGCCUCCGCCGCAGGAAGUCCCGGCGGCCGGAGUGCCCCCUGCCCUCGCCCGCUGCCCCGGACCCCAGGGCGGCCUGCAGCCGGCGGGCCCCGAGGUGGCCGGGCCAGGGACCCCGCCGCCCCCCGCACGGCCCCCCGCGGGCGCGGAGGACCCCUGGGUGCGGAUCUCCGGCUGUAUCCGGAGCCUCUUCAGCCCCGGCAUGAGCGAAGGCCCCGGCCCCGGCCAAGGUCACGGCCACGGCCCCCCCCAGGCCGGGUCCCCAGGCCCCGCGGACGGCGCCCCCGGGCCCCUGGACAUUGGCCCCAGGGCUCCCCCAAUGGGCAGCGGCGCCGUGAAGAAGGGGCCCCCCGUCGCCCCCAAACCCGCCUGGUUCCGCCAGAGCCUGCGGAGGCUGCGGGCCCAGGGCCCGGACCCCGGGGAACCCCCCGCCGCAGCCUCCGGGGAACCCCCCGCAGCCGCCUCCAGGUCCCUCAGCUCCAUCCGCCACAGAAUCAGCUCCUUUGAGACCUUGGGGUGCUCCCCGCCGCCCCCCCAGGCCGCCCCGAGACCCUGCCUGCAGCCCCCCCGGCCCCAGGUCGAGGCCCCCGAGCCCCCCGUGGGACAGGGAGGCAGGGGGCCCGGCCUCGGUGGCCCAGGGGCGCCCCCCGCCUCGGAGCAGCGGGCCCCCGGGGACGGGGGUGCAGGGGGGACCCCGGCCCCCCCGGAGCUCCAGCCCCCCGGGCGGCGGGCCCGCAGCCUCCCGCUGAGCCGCGCGCGCUCCCUGGACGCGGACACGGGGGACGGGACCUGCCGGCUCCGUGCGCUCAGCGGCCGCGUGUCCUGCGCCGUCCUGCGCUCCCUGCUGGGCCGCCCGGCCUCCGCCCCCGGCAGCCCCCGCGGCCGCGCGCCUGCAGAGGCCUCCCCAGGCCCGGACCCGGACCCCGCCGCCGGCAGCACGGACUCCGGGUUCUCUCUCAACCUCUCGGAGCUGAGGGGGUACUCGGAGGGCCUGGGGGAGCUCGGGGAGCCCCCGGAGGCCACGGCCUGCAGCCCCGCGGCCGGCCAGGCGGUGCUGGCGCUGCUGAGCGCGGAGGAGCUGCGGGAGCUGCUGGAGGAGGUGCAGGAGCUGGACGCCGCCGCGCUGCAGCUGGAGAGCAUCCACGUCACCGUCCUGCACAAGGAGGAGGGCGCCGGCCUGGGCUUCAGCCUGGCGGGGGGCGCGGACCUGGAGAGCAGGGAGGUCACGGUCCACAGGGUGUUCCCCAGCGGCCUGGCCGCCCAGGAGGGCACCAUCCGGAAGGGCGACGAGGUGCUGUCCAUCAACGGCAAGUCCCUCAGAGGCGCCACGCACAGCCAGGCGCUGGCCAUCCUGCGCCAGGCCCGGGAGCCCCGCCAGGCGGUGGUGGUCACCCGGCGGCCGGCGGCCGGCGCGCGCCCCUCGGUGGAGGCCCCCGCCCCGGCCGCCCCGGCCGCCGCGGCCCCCGCGGUCCCCGCGGCCGGGGACGCCCCCUCGGACCCCGCAACGGAGGACGCGGUCGCCAUGGAGACGCUGACGCUGACGCUGGAGAAGACGCCGGCGGGGCUGGGCUUCAGCCUGGAGGGCGGGCGGGGCUCGCUGCAGGGGGACCGGCCCCUCACCGUCAACCGGGUGUUCUCAGGGGCGGCCUCGGGGCCGGAGAGCGUGCGGCCGGGGGACGAGGUGCUGCAGCUGGCGGGCGCCACCACGCAGGGCCUCACGCGCUUCGAGGCCUGGAGCCGCAUCAAGGCGCUGCCCGACGGCCCGGUCCCCGUGAUCGUGCGGAGGAGGAGCCCGCGGCCGCAGCGGACCCCGAGCCCGGCGCCCCCGUAGGCCGCCCGCCCGCCCGCCCGCCGCACGUCCGCCGCGAGGCGCCGGAGACGAUGCUCAGGGUCACUCUGGGCC
Molecule: messenger RNA, 2872 nt
Organism: Pipistrellus kuhlii (Kuhl's pipistrelle)
Lineage: Eukaryota; Metazoa; Chordata; Mammalia; Chiroptera; Vespertilionidae
Gene: IL16
Product: interleukin 16
Exons: 14
Coding region: 164-2800 (878 amino acids)
Biological process (GO): leukocyte chemotaxis; induction of positive chemotaxis
Molecular function (GO): CD4 receptor binding; cytokine activity
Source: RefSeq, a predicted model, not a curated record